GUGGGACGUAGGACGUGGGGUUCUGAAAACCUGAGGGGAUGUGAAGCUCUCUCUGUUUGUCACCAAUUGAGGCCACUUGCAAGUGUUCGUUUACAUGCUACAUGCAUUCUUGGAACUAAAAGCAAGACCAGAGUCACGAUGGGCUCUGAGUCUUGGGACCACCGGCCUAAGAGGCACCUGCCAGCAUCUCCUGAGACUCCAAACAAGAAACGACCACCUGUCGGUGAAGAGGCCUCACCAGCCGACCCUGAGGAUGCCAUCACCCGGGAUGAGAUCCAAGGCGCAGCGCUGGCACCGGACGACGCCAGUUCUGGCAAGGUCCGCAAUGCUUUCUCGGAGCUUAUGGCGCCGAGACCCAAGCCAAAGCCUGAGGACAAGCCCGUCAACCCAGCGGUGAGGACCAGCUCCUUCCCCAGACGAGACGGUCUGGGCUACUACAUCGCAAAUGCGGAGACCCUGCCCUCGAGCAGCGUCAUCUUCGCGAACCCAGGCUUUGUAGCCAUCCGCGACCUAUACCCCAAAGCGACGGUGCACUGCCUCCUCCUCCCUCGGUCCCCAGACAAGAUCCUGGUCCACCCGUUCGACGCGUUCGAAGACGCGGGCUUCCUCGCCUCUACGCGGGCGGAGGCGGCAAGGCUCAAGGACCUCGUCGCCAGGGAGCUCCAGCGGCUGGUGGGCGAGCACAGCGCCGCCGAUGGCCCCCGGCGGGCCGUCCUGGACGGUGAGGUCGAGCCUGAGACGGACGCAGAGGGCAGGGCAGUCCUCCCGAAGGGCAGGGACUGGAUGGCAGAGGUCAAGGUCGGCGUACACGCCCAUCCGAGCAUGAACCAUCUGCACGUGCACGUCAUCAGCCGCGAUAUGUAUUCGGGUAGGCUGAAGGUUAGGAAGCACUACAACUCCUUUACCACCGGCUUCUUCGUGCCGCUGGACGAUUUUCCUCUGGCGGCCGACGACCCGCGGCGGGACCAGGCUGGUUGGCACGAGAAGCCCAUGCACUGCUGGCGCUGCGGGCGCGACUUUGGCAACAAAUUUCAGGAGCUCAAGAAGCACCUCGCAGAGGAGUUCGAGAAGUGGGUGAGGGAAUGAGUGUCGCGACUACUCCCUUGUAGUUGGACGAGCUGGGGGUUCGCGGUAUGAUGCCUACUUAAGUAGUCUCACGAGGAUGGUGGUCGACACUGGUGUCAGGACAUGAUGGCAGAGCAUUAAUUGGAAA
Messenger RNA from Diaporthe batatas, 1213 nucleotides. RefSeq names its product DNA 5'-adenosine monophosphate hydrolase. Gene Ontology annotation, molecular function: single-stranded DNA binding; single-strand break-containing DNA binding; DNA 5'-adenosine monophosphate hydrolase activity. Gene Ontology annotation, biological process: single strand break repair; double-strand break repair. The transcript is spliced from 2 exons. The record is from RefSeq and is a predicted model, not a curated record. Gene Ontology annotation, cellular component: nucleus. NCBI's taxonomy places the organism in Eukaryota, Fungi, Ascomycota, Sordariomycetes, Diaporthales, Diaporthaceae. The coding region runs from base 139 to 1086 and encodes 315 amino acids.